This is a messenger RNA of Nerophis lumbriciformis (worm pipefish), 1407 nucleotides long. RefSeq names its product centrin, EF-hand protein, 2 (gene cetn2). Gene Ontology annotation, cellular component: myosin II complex. Gene Ontology annotation, molecular function: calcium ion binding. NCBI's taxonomy places the organism in Eukaryota, Metazoa, Chordata, Actinopteri, Syngnathiformes, Syngnathidae. The record is from RefSeq and is a predicted model, not a curated record.
UCUGAACGGCAUUCGUGUUCCAGGCACUCCAGGGUGGACAAAACAAACGCUUCCACGGACAGCAGCUGCUAAAUCGAGAACGCUAACGUAGGGGGAGAAAAAAAACAUUUCGUUUAUUUACACCUCCGCCGCUGUUCUGUCAUUUUUAAUGUUUUUUAGGGAAUAUAAUAUACAAAGCUGGUGUGUGCAGUUAAUUUAAAAGUAUAAAGCGGUGUCAUACUUUCAUCUUUACUAGGGAAGCCUGGGUAUAAACAGCAGAUUCGCUUUGCCCACACAACUGAUGGCGAGUGCCAAUAAGAGACCAUCCUUACAGGGACCGGUGCCUCCUCCUCGCAAGAAGACAGCACUCAAAGCUGAGCUGACUGAGGAGCAGAAACAGGAGAUCAAAGAUGCCUUUGAGCUCUUUGACACAGAUGGAUCUGGAUACAUUGACGUUAAAGAACUCAAGGUUUCGAUGAGAGCUCUGGGCUUUGAACCCAAAAAAGAGGAGAUUAAGAAGAUGAUCGGUGAAGUGGAUAAGGAUGGCACGGGAAAGAUCUCCUUUGGAGACUUCCUCAGCGUCAUGACGCAAAAGAUGGCUGAAAAGGAUUCCAAAGAGGAAAUACUAAAAGCCUUCCGCCUAUUUGACGACGACGAAACCGGCAGGAUCUCCUUCAAGAACCUGAAAAGAGUCGCCAAGGAGCUGGGAGAGACCCUCACAGAUGACGAGCUGCAGGAAAUGAUUGACGAGGCGGACCGAGAUGGAGAUGGAGAAGUAAACCAACAGGAGUUCCUGCGGAUUAUGAAGAAAACGUGCCUGUAUUGACGGAAGUCUAUUAUCCUGACAAAACGGUUUGACCCGGAAAGCUGCUUUUAGAUUUCAUUCUCUCGCAAUUGUCCAUUUUACUUCUAUCAUUGCAAUUGUUGCGACGUGUCAGAAAUGGAAAUGAAUUUUAAACAUGUAUUUAAAAUCCUAUCUAGGUCGUUGUACAAUCACAACAUCACUGUCAAGUUAACAGAUGCUCUGGUUCGAUACCGCAUACUGUUGUGAAGAUUACUGAUAUUUGUCAAAUACUAUCAGUGCCUGCAUUUCAACCGUAAUACAUUCUUAAAAUAAUACCGGCAUAUUUAGUUUGUACAUUAACUAGUAUGAACUAGGCAUGCUGUCAAGACAAAGUCAGUGAUAGAGAGUAAUACAUCUUUACACAUCAUAAAAGGAAGCUUUGCCAUGAUGUGCACAAAAUGAAAAUAGCAACACCUUCACAGAAUAUAGAAAAUUACAUGCCAAUUGUCUCUUUCCAAUGUUACAGUAUGAACAUGGCUAAUCUUUUGAAUGAUACAUAGUGUUUUGUCUGUAUUUUUGAAUGUUUUGUAUGUUGUACAGUGCAUAAAAAAAUACAAAUAUCGCUUACUGUACAGAUUAUUGUA